This is a messenger RNA of Naegleria gruberi, 513 nucleotides long. RefSeq lists its product as uncharacterized. The transcript has a single exon. Bases 1 to 513 code for a protein of 170 amino acids. Lineage: Eukaryota; Heterolobosea; Eutetramitea; Acrasida; Naegleriidae. The record is from RefSeq and is a predicted model, not a curated record.
AUGAUUCAUAAGUUUAGCAUUGUUGAGUUUUAUCAACCAAACAAGUCGGCCAUUAAGGAGGAACACUUGCCGAGUAAGAGAGGAAGAAAGACAAGAGUACCAAAGAGAGGUGAGAUGAGAGUUGUAUCGACAGAUAAAUUGAUUCAGCAGGUGCCUUCAUCGAAUGGUCAAGGAUCACCACUGACAAGUAAUUCGAAAGGUGCAAUGAGUCAAAUGGUGAAUGCUCCUUAUUCUGGUGGUGACUGUAAUCUUUCGAAUAGAAUUCCACAAAAUGAACAAGUUUCUAAUGUAAAUAGAGGUAAAGAUAUAGAACGACCAAUCUCACUGAAUUUUCCAUUCAAUUACACAAUGCACGCAAAACAGAAAGAUAUUUCAAUGCCUCUCAUUCCAACAAUUCCUAAAAUUGAAAAGACAAGCAAGACGAAAACUCACCAUCCUCAAAGAGCUGAAACUUCAUCACUUCAAAGGAAGAUUAUCAGAACUUCAAUUUCAAUUCAAGAAUUAUUGAAUUAG